Mya arenaria is the source of this 2424-nucleotide messenger RNA. RefSeq lists its product as uncharacterized. NCBI's taxonomy places the organism in Eukaryota, Metazoa, Mollusca, Bivalvia, Myida, Myidae. The transcript has 3 exons. The record is from RefSeq and is a predicted model, not a curated record. The coding region runs from base 1 to 2424 and encodes 807 amino acids.
AUGACUGAUAAUGACCAGAAGAUGAACCAUAUUAAUGCUAAGUUCAAUGGAUCAGAUGAACAAAUUACACCAGUCGGCUCUUGCUGUCCUAUCUGUCAAGAUGCCUGCAAUGAUGCGGUCUGCCUCGAGUCUAUGAUAUGUCCUGGAGGGAUGGAUCCAGUUUUCCAGCCAGGAGAAUGUUGCCCUAGCUGUCCGACAGGACCGCAGAACUGUGCAGGUAUUCAGUGUGACUAUCAAACUUGUCCUGGAGGACUGACACCUACAACACGGCCUGGAGACUGUUGCCCUAGCUGUCCGACAGGACCGCAGAACUGUGCAGGUAUUCAGUGUGACUAUCAAACUUGUCCUGGAGGAGUGACACCGACAACACGGCCUGGAAACUGUUGCCCUAGCUGUCCGAUCGGACCACCAAACUGCGCGGGCAUUCAAUGUCACUAUCAAACUUGUCCUGGAGGAGUGACACCGACAACAAGGCCUGGAGACUGUUGCCCUAGCUGUCCGAUCGGACCACCGAACUGCGCGGGCAUUCAGUGUGACUAUCAAACUUGUCCUGGAGGAGUGACACCGACAACAAGGCCUGGAGACUGUUGCCCUAGCUGUCCGAUCGGACCACCAAACUGCGCGGGCAUUCAGUGUGACUAUCAAACUUGUCCUGGAGGAGUGACACCGACAACAAGGCCUGGAGACUGUUGCCCUAGCUGUCCGACAGGACCACCAAACUGUGCAGGUAUUCAGUGUGACUAUCAAACUUGUCCUGGAGGAGUGACACCGACAACAAGGCCUGGAGACUGUUGCCCUAGCUGUCCGACCGGACCACCAAACUGUGCAGGUAUCCAGUGUGACUAUCAAACUUGUCCUGGAGGAGUGACACCGACAACAAGGCCUGGAGACUGUUGCCCUAGCUGUCUAUCUGGACAGCAUAACUGUGCGGGUAUUCAAUGUAACUAUCCAACUUGUUCUGGUGGAGUGACUGCGACAACACGGCCUGGAGACUGUUGCCCUAGCUGUCCGAUCGGACCACCAAACUGCGCGGGCAUUCAAUGUCACUAUCAAACUUGUCCUGGAGGAGUGACACCGACAACACGACCUGGAGACUGUUGCCCUAGCUGUCCUUCCGGACCGCAUAACUGUGCAGGUAUACAUUGUAAUUGGCCUAAUUGUCCUGGGGGUGCUCAACCUACUACAAAACCGGGCAAAUGCUGCCCUGAAUGUCCCGAUAUAUGUCAGGGAGUGUCAUGUUAUCCGCCGAGAUGUCCUGUAGGAGUGUCGCCGAUAACACAGCCUGAAGACUGUUGCCCAAGAUGUCCGACCGGACCGCCUAACUGCGCGGGGAUUCAAUGUGACUGGCCAAAUUGUCCUGGGGGAGUGACGCCAAUAUCACUGCCUGGCGACUGUUGUGCAAGCUGUCCAACCGGACAACCGGACUGCUCAAGGAUUCGGUGUUACUUGCCAAAGUGUCCUAGAGGAGUUCGACCGGUUACAAAAAUAGGUGAAUGUUGUCCGAGCUGCCCCGACUCAUGUCAAGGAAUAACAUGUUAUCCACCCAUUUGUCCUGGAGGAGCUAAAAGUGUAACGAAACCAGGUGAAUGCUGUCCCACCUGCUCCGACCCCUGCAGAGGAAUACUAUGUUAUCCACCAAAUUGUCCACGGGGCGUAACGCCGACAACAAAGCCGGGUGAAUGUUGCCCGAGCUGUCCGCCGGGACCGCCGGACUGCACAAUGAUUCAGUGUGACUGGUUCCCAUGUCCAGAUGGAUCUUCGCCGUUGACCAUACCAGGAGAAUGUUGUCCAUCAAAAUGCCCAUUGGAUUGUAGUGCAGUUCCUUGUAUAGCCCCAAGAUGCCAGGGCGGUGUCCAGCCAAUAAGGAAUUCCGGAGAAUGUUGUGCAAAAUGUCCACCAAGAUUUCCAGACUGCAACCUUAUUGAUUGUGUUUGGCCACAAUGUCAGGGAGGGGAACUGCCGACAUCAAAACCCGGUGACUGUUGCUCUACAUGUCCAACAAGACCACCAAAUCCGCCAAACUGUGCACGUCAAAGCUGUAUUCUGCCGCAUUGCCCGGGUGGCGUGGUGCCUGAAACUAAGCCCGGCGAAUGUUGUCCAUCAUGUCCGACCGGACCACCUAACUGUGCCAAUGCGCUGUGUCUAAAUCGACCAGUCUGUCCUAAUGGUGCCCAGCCGAUCAAGCUUCCUGGUGAAUGCUGUCCCCGGUGUCUGGAAUGUGCUGGACCAUGUCCAUCGCUGAUGUGUUCUGAGGGUCUAUCGCCAAGAAUAUUACCUGGAGAAUGCUGUGAAACCUGCCAACCCCAAGCCAAAAACAAGGAUAUGGUAGGGAACGGGAGAUGUUCAGGCAGUAUGGAGGACGCCCCGGAAGAGGCACAGGGCCUGACCAUGUCCUUUCACAAGGAAAAAGAAACGGCCGAAUAA